This is a messenger RNA of Harmonia axyridis, 1975 nucleotides long. Its product is annotated as scavenger receptor class B member 1-like. Bases 181 to 1809 code for a protein of 542 amino acids. The record is from RefSeq and is a predicted model, not a curated record. Gene Ontology annotation, cellular component: membrane; cytoplasm. Lineage: Eukaryota; Metazoa; Arthropoda; Insecta; Coleoptera; Coccinellidae. Gene Ontology annotation, molecular function: scavenger receptor activity. The transcript is spliced from 6 exons.
UCAUUUUUGUCCUCAAUUUACUCGACAUAUUCAUACGAGACAAGACCACUGUAAUUGUGGACCGGCAAGAUUUCAAACGUUCAACUUCCCCGAUUUAUUGGGGGGAUACGUGGGUACGUAACGUGAACACCGCUCGAUUUUAGUGAUUUUAAGUGAUUUUUACCACCCUUAGUGACAAAUAUGGAGUUACCUUACAAAUUCAACACAAAAAUAUUACUACUGGCUCUGAUGGGAGUCAUAAUGGUAUUAUCUUCAUAUUUCAUGUUUAUCUACGAACCUAUCAGUCUACUGGUGAAUAAGCUAUUGUCCUUGGAAUCAGGAACUCUGUUUUUCUUCCUUUGGAAAGAUCCGCCAUACAAAAUAUACAUAAAUGUGAACAUAUUCAAUGUAACGAAUCAAGAAAAAUUCACAAGGGGUGAGGAGAAGUUAGCUCUUCAGGAAGUGGGGCCCUACUGCUUCCAGGAAAUCCUUCUCAAUACCAAUGCAACAUUCCAUCCAAAUGGCACAGUCACCUAUAUACCAGUGAGAACCCUUAAAUUCAUACCUGAGAGGUCCGCUGGAGACAUUAAUAUUGACAGAAUUAUAUCACCUAAUAUACCUCUAGUGGGAAUUUCUGCUAUGUUGAGAGAAUCCUCCAUGUUCACCAAUUUAGCAUUGACGAUGGUCAGUAACACAGCAAACUCCAAAUCCUUCGUGAAUAUAACUGUCCAUGACUACCUCUUUGGAUACGAUGAUCUCCUAGUGAAAUUAGCACAUACAGCUCUACCUACCUGGAUCAACUUCGAAAGAUUCGGUAUUUUGGAUAGGAUUAUGGCAUUAGAAAAUGGCUCGAAUAUUGUCACUAUAACGAACAACUAUAAGAAGGCAACACCUGCAAACCCCCUGUAUGACAUAGAAGAUACCAAACGACAAUUCUACAUUCAGGAGUUCAAUGGUUCGCCAGGUCUUCAACAAUGGGGUUACGAAGAUACUGAAGGAAAUGAGACAAGCACCUCCAAUUCGAAAUGCAAUUUCAUCGGCGGCUCUUAUGAUGGUACCCUCUUCCCUAGAGACUUAACAAUGGACCAUGGUAUGCUCUUGUAUAGGAGAGGUUUUUGCAGAGCACUCCCAGCUUUUCCUGUCAGAGAAGUCACCAUGGAUGGUUAUGAAGCUAUUGAAUUUGGUGUGCAAAAGAACUUCUUGUAUGAACCUUCUGUCAAUCCAGAUAACGCCUGUUACUGCAAAGAUGAAGGAGAUUGCUUACCAAGAGGACUAGUUAGCAUCGCACCAUGCUACUAUGACAUUCCUAUGACUCUAUCCCAACCUCAUUUUUACAACGCUGAUCCUAGCCUGGUUGAGCAGGUUACAGGUCUAGCUCCCAGUAAAUCUCUACACGACUUGAACUUCACCCUUCAUAAACGUCUGGGACUGCCAAUCAAAGCCAACCUGAGAAUACAGGUCAACUUGGAUGUUGGUCAGACAAAGUACAAUGCCAAAACGACCAUAUUCAACAACCUCCAUGUACCCUUAUGUUGGUUAGAGCUUCAAGUUGAUGAGGUCCCUUCCAUCGUUAAAAUUUUGAUUACAUUAGCCUAUGGGAUACUUCCAGUCACUGAAGUUAUGUGCAAAUACCUUCUGGGCGUUUUUGGAGCUGCUAUGAUCUCUUGUUCAGCUCUACUAAUGCUUAAUUCCACGGAAAUAGCCGAAACAAAUAUAGAGGCUCUACCAUUCAGUAGGUUUAGUUUGAGAAGGAGCAGUGAAUAUAAACCGAUCCCAGUGAGUUCACCUCCUCAAUAUUUAAGACAGAAUAUGAGGAGAAUAUCUAAGUGAACUUUAUUUUGAAAGUAGAUUUUAGCAUCUGUGAUGCUGUAUAGACUGAUUUUUAAUUAAUUUAUUGCCAAUUCAAUUGUACAUAGUUCGAAAAGUGAUAUUUUUGGUGAUACUUAGAUUAGUGUGGUUUUGUAAGUGAAGUUAAUUAAAAUAGUUUCAUAUUUAA